This is a messenger RNA of Diachasma alloeum, 2342 nucleotides long. Its product is annotated as protein phosphatase 1H. Gene Ontology annotation, molecular function: cation binding; protein serine/threonine phosphatase activity. The transcript has 6 exons. Gene Ontology annotation, biological process: protein dephosphorylation. Lineage: Eukaryota; Metazoa; Arthropoda; Insecta; Hymenoptera; Braconidae. Bases 461 to 1885 code for a protein of 474 amino acids. The record is from RefSeq and is a predicted model, not a curated record.
GUAAAGAAGUUCCCUUUGGAUGUGCAAAUCCUGUUAUAUGUCAUAUGGGAUAACCUAUAUUUGAAAUUAAUUGAUUAAUUGUGAAUGAAUGUUUCAUGUGUAAUUUAUACAUAUGAAUCCUUAUCAAAGUUGUCAAAGUUGUCCGAAAAAUAAAAGUUGGAAAUAAUAUGUACGGGAGACUGAGAAUUUAACUGUGGCGUGGUUGACAGCUGACGUUAACUGUUCAUUUACAAUGAUUUUUAAAUAAUAAUGAAAAAAAAAAUUACAACUUAUUUGUUUCUACUCGAAAAGGAAGGAAAAACCAUCUUCUAUAAAAAGACUAUCUGUUAUGCAUAAUAAUUAAAAAUAAUUUUCCAAUAAUUGUUUUGGCCUAGUUUAUAUGAUAAAUUAUUUUAUCUUACAUAAAAAAUAUCAUAAAAAUUGAUUGACGAGGCCUUAUAUCACAAGACCAAAUCCAAAGAUGUUUAAUCGAUUCAAGUCAGUAUUGAUAAAUGCGGUGGCUGGUAAUGAGCUUGGCUUACAAUAUCACAAUGAUUCAGAAAAUGAAAUUGCAACCGAUUAUGUCAAUUCAAAUGUGGAGAUUGAGGCAAAACCUUACAGUAGACCAUGCUUCUUAGGUCUUACAAAUGAAGAGACACAGGUGAGUGCGGAUCACAGAGUGAGGCCUAUAAUAGUUCCAAGGGAUCUGAGUCGUUUACCAUGGUGUGCUGGAUAUGCAGAAUGCAUAAAUGCGGGAAAAAGUACAUGGAACGAGGACCAGGCAGCAGCAACAAGAGGAGAUUUAUCAUUAUCGGACAGAGAUGUAUCACUACCUUAUAUCAUAUUCUCAAUGUUUGAUGGACAUGCUGGAUAUCAAGUGGCACUUACAUCUAGACUACAUCUUCAUCGACUCAUCCUGGAACGAUUGCAAGCUAUUCCUGGUCAUAUGCUGCUCAAUGACAGCGAAGAUAAUUUUAUAAGGGGGAGAGAUCUUGUUAUUGGAGCUAUUGAAAUGGCAUAUAAACAGAUGGAUCAACUAGUUGAGCAUCAGGCGCAAAAUGGUGGUGGUGGAUGUACAGCACUUACAGUUUUAUUCUUAAAUGGCCUCUUGUAUGCCGCUGGUGCCGGGGACUCGAGGACUGUUUUCGUUCAUGGAAAUGAUGAGCGCGCAUUGACCACCGAUCAUACACCAGACUCUGAGUCGAAUCGGGUUAGGGCAUUGGGCUCACUAAAGGGUGGUGAAUUGUUGAAGGGCUAUUUCACACCAUUGGAAUUUCGUAAGCGUCCAUUAGAAAGAGAACUGGGCUCAAUGGUACUUUAUCGAGAACCUUACAUGACCGGUUGGACAUAUAAACUUUUAACACAUCAUGAUUUGAAACUACCACUUGUAUCCGGUCAUGGAAAAAGGAGUCGAGUUAUGGGAACAAUUGGGGUUACAAGAGGAUUUGGUGAUCACGGAUUAAAAGCAGCCAGUACCGGUGUUAGUAUUAAGCCAUUUUUAUCCUCUCAACCGGAUAUACAGUGCCUCAGGUUAGAUGAUUAUCAACUCACAGAAAGGGAUUGUGUGAUAAUAGCAACAGACGGAUUGUGGGAUGUUGUAAGUAAUAAAGAUGCCGGAACUAUUCUCCGGAAAACACUUGCACCGGACACGCCCUCCCUCGAAUACAGAUUGACUAUGGGGGCUCAAGAACUGGUACAGGCAGCGAGAGGCCGCUUAAUUGGUCGGAUUUGGAGAGGUAAACCAGAAAAAGCUGAGGAGAAUGAGGAAGAAUAUUUGCCCAUGGCGUCAGUAGACGAUAUAAGUGUUAUGGUUGUUCCAAUCUAUCCGUAUUCAUGUGAACAUAGACAGUGGUUAAAAACUACGCAACAAGAAAAAACGUAUUUAUUGAGAAACGUGCCUGAGUGAUAUCACAAUUGUAUUCGCAAUGUAAAAAGAAUAGAAUUGGGGAGAGGAAGCGAUCAUGCCCCCACUCCACUCUUUGAAGAUAACCAAUUCUUUGAACGACACAUGAGUCGCUCAUGGAAUUAUGGAAAAAUCAGUUGAAUUUAUGUUAAUUUAUCAACACUAAAAACUAAUAAAAAAAUUUCCUAGCACUUGAAAGUCUCCCACGAACAAUGUUUUCAAAGGUUAUACACAAGUGUAUGAAAAAUAGUGGAUGCAGCGGCGGCGUCUUGCCUACAUGAAUUAUUCAAUGUGAUACAUUCCAUUUUUUCAAUUAAUAUCAAAUCAAGUGAGAAUCACUUUUGACAAGACAAUGAAUUUCUCGUCAACAAAUAGGAAGAUAAGCAUAUAUACCGUAAGAUGACUUCAAUAAUUCAUUGAAUAAUAAACCAAUAAUAGAGAAUAAAUACAUUGAAUUGAA